This is a messenger RNA of Moesziomyces antarcticus, 2739 nucleotides long. RefSeq names its product exosome complex exonuclease rrp6. Gene Ontology annotation, molecular function: 3'-5'-RNA exonuclease activity; nucleotide binding; nucleic acid binding. The transcript has a single exon. Gene Ontology annotation, cellular component: nucleolus; nuclear exosome (RNase complex). Bases 1 to 2739 code for a protein of 912 amino acids. Gene Ontology annotation, biological process: nuclear polyadenylation-dependent rRNA catabolic process; nuclear polyadenylation-dependent snRNA catabolic process; TRAMP-dependent tRNA surveillance pathway. NCBI's taxonomy places the organism in Eukaryota, Fungi, Basidiomycota, Ustilaginomycetes, Ustilaginales, Ustilaginaceae. The record is from RefSeq and is a predicted model, not a curated record.
AUGCCACCGUCAAAGCCAUCUGGCUCAGGCUCACGCACUAAGGCGGUCGACUCGGCUGCGUCCACCCCCGAGCCUGCUGCCACCGCCUCCACACCUGCCAUGCCCGAUCCCAAGACCGAGCUGCCCGCCUACCUGCUGCGCCUCCAGUCGGCGCUCCAGCCGCUCACUCGCAAUGCAGCCGCCAUCCCUACCCACGGUGACCUCGCCUUCCAUCGCAGCAUGGACCGCAAGCUCGCCAAGAAACUCGACGCCGAGUCCAACCGGCUGCUGCAGUCCAUCUCCCAACUCGCCAGCUGGAUCGCCUCGGACUCGCGUGCACCCAACAUCCCGCUCGCACACAGCUCGGCUUCAGGAUCUUCACCCGACAAGGCAAAAGCCAAAGCCAAGGUGGAGCUCGAGCUCGACAUGGCCGACGUCACCACCAACGAGUCGUUUGCGUCCAACCUGGGCGAGCUCGUCGACCACCUGCUCGAAAGCGCAGACACCUGUCUCGACGAGUACACCGGAAAGCUCGCCCCGCGCUCGCUCGCCAAUGCCGCCACUGCUGACGCCAACGGUGAUGCCGAUGCUACGUCGACACACGGCAGGAUGCAGGCCAUGACGGCGGUGCAGAACGGCAAGGCGCUGCCCAAGACGGGCAACUUACCCGCCUGGGUGCUCAAUGCUCCCAUCCCCCCGCCGCAGCGCAACUUUACCACCAAGCCCGACAACUCGCCUGACACACUCUGGCAGCCCAGCCUCAAGUACGGCAAGCCCAAUGCGGUGGUGCCGCUGGGUCACGUCAAUCCGCCUCGUCUUGGCGCGGAUGGUCAGCCGCUCCCACGCGGCCCCAGGCGCGGCAUGUACUGCGCCGAGGGCGAUCCGCUGGACAAUCCCUACUACCACGAAAUCCUCCAUGCCGACCCGCCCACACACGCACUCUCCAAGCCCGAGCCGCGCGCCAAGGAUCAGCCGCCACCGCCGCUCAACGAAAAGGACCCGGCGCUAUCCACCGACAGCUCUCCGUUCCAGUGGGUGUCCACCAAGGCGCAGAUCGAGGCGCUGCGCGAUCAUCUCGACGAGCCCCGUGUAACCGAGAUCGCCAUCGACCUCGAACACCACUCGUACCGCACCUACCAGGGGAUCGUCUGCCUCAUGCAGCUCAGCACGCGAUGGGGCGACUGGAUCAUCGACACGCUCUCGGACGACGUGCGCCAACACGCCGAACUGCUCAAUUCGUCCUUCACCCACCCCGACAAGGUCAAGGUGCUGCAUGGAGCGAAUCACGAUGUGCUGUGGUUGCAGCGCGAUCUCGGACUGUAUCUGGUGAACCUUUUCGACACGUACCACGCCACCAACGUGUUGCUGUUUCCGAGCCAUGGGCUGGGCUAUCUCAUGGCGAGGUAUUGCAACUUUGAUGCGGAUAAGCGGUACCAGCUUGCGGACUGGCGCAUCCGACCGCUGCCCAAGGAGAUGCUCUACUAUGCGCGCAGCGACACGCAUACGCUUCUGUACAUCUACGAUAACUUGCGACACGAGCUCAUGGAAGCCGGAGGGGUGGAUGCCAUCCGCGAUGUGUUUACGAGGAGCAAGGAGGUUGCCAUGGCGACGUAUGCCAAGGAAGAGUGGGAUGCCGACGGCGAGACGCGCGAAGGCUGGAGGAGCGUCUGGCGCAAGUGGGGUGGAGAGGCUGCAUUGGGGACAGAGGAGAGGAAGGAGGUGCGGCAGAUGAAGCGCGAGGAGAGGCUCGUGCGCGCGCUGCAUCGAUGGCGCGAUGGAGUGGCGAGGGAGCAGGACGAGUCGCCGCGCUACAUCUUGGGUGCGAAUAAUCUCAUGAUGCUAGCGGCCAGGGCGCCGACCAAGGUCGAGGGCGUGCUGGCGUGCGUGCCGCCGAAUGCGGUGCAGCUCAAGAAGCGUGCGCCUGAGCUGGCACAGCUCAUAGCCGAAGAGGUCGAGGCGUGGCAGAAGGACCACGACGAGAAGAGCGAGGAGAGGAGGAUGAAGAUUGCCGCCUCGCUUGAGAAGGACGAUGACGAGAUGGAUCUGGGCGAGGCAGUGGCCAGAACCGCACCGGACGAGGUGGAUCAGCCAGGAGCGGUGAUUUCGGCCAUCAGCAACGCCGCUCGCACUCAAGACCAACUCAACACGGGCGUUUGGGAUACCCCGUCGCGCAAAGUGCGCCCCACCGCUGACACGCUCGCUGCGCCCACGUCGAAGCUCUUUGGCUCUUCCAACCAACCCUCUACCCCCGCUGCGACGCGCAUCGAAGCAAUCAAGGCGCAAUUCGUCGACUCGCUCGGCUCCAUCCUCAGCCCCGCCCCCUCCCCCGACGUUGACCUUGCUCUUGCUGCCGAGCCUUCCCUUGCGACUCGCGAAGUAACACCUCCCCUCGCUCCCACUCCCGACGCUCCCACUUCCGCUCAAGUGGAGGAGGAGAGUGACUCGGACAAGGACGAGUACAUUGUCGUUUCGGCCUCUUCAUCCAAGAAGGACGGCAAGAAGGACGCCAAGCGCAAGACCAAACGCAAGUCCGAGGUGGCAGACAGGGAGCAGCCCAAGAAGAGAAGGGGCAAGUUUGAGGGCGAGUUCGAUUUCGCCACGGCGCCCAAUGCGUUCGAAUCGCCCAAGCCCCAGCACGAGCCCAAGGGGAAGAACAAGCCAAAGGGAGACAAGAGGGACAAGAAGGAUAAGGACGAGGCAGUGUUCAGACAGCCACGCGAUAGGGCCAGGCGCAAAAUCGAUGCCCGUACCACCAUGUAG